This is a messenger RNA of Pistacia vera, 992 nucleotides long. RefSeq names its product tetraspanin-19. The coding region runs from base 231 to 992 and encodes 253 amino acids. NCBI's taxonomy places the organism in Eukaryota, Viridiplantae, Streptophyta, Magnoliopsida, Sapindales, Anacardiaceae. The transcript has 6 exons. The record is from RefSeq and is a predicted model, not a curated record. Gene Ontology annotation, cellular component: membrane.
AAAAAAAAAACCCACAAGUAUUGUAAAAUAAAAUUACAGGAAACCUUAAAGUCAAUAUUCAGCCAUGAAUCCGAGUAGCUGGUGACUCUGGUCCAAUCCCCAAAGACUCUUUUCGUGGCUUACUCCGACACUCUUGAACCGUGGUUCAUUGUUUUCUGCAGUUGUUUUGCUCGAUGCCUGUUUCUUAACAUUAAUUCAUAAUUUGGGUUAGGGUUUUUGGGCAACGAGAAAUGGCAAGAGUCGUGAGAAGUUGCAUUAUGUCGUUAUUAAAGAUGGUGAAUUCAUUGAUGGGAAUGGUGGGAAUUGCUAUGAUUUUGUAUGCAUUGUGGUUGAUUAGGGUUUGGCAGAAACACAUGGGUGAGUUCCCCUUUGGUGAUGAUUCUGAUGGUCCGGCUCCAUGGUUUAUUUACACUUUCCUUGGCCUUGGGGUCACUUUGUGUGUUAUCGCAUGCUCAGGUCAUAUUGCUGCAGAAACUGUAAACGGUUGCUGCCUCUAUUUAUAUAUGUUGUUUGUCAUUUUGCUUCUUUUGCUGGAGGCUGUGGUGACUGCUGAUGUAUUUCUGAACCGUGAUUGGGAGGAGGACUUUCCAGCGGAUCCAAGUGGGAGUUUUACUCAAUUUAAAGAUUUCAUCAGGUCAAAUUUUCAGUUCUGCAAAUGGAUAGGCUUGUCAAUUGUCUCUGUACAGGGGCUAUCUUUUCUCCUAGCCAUGGUACUCAAAGUGCUCAGACCAGAUCGAUAUUAUGAUAGUGAUGAUGAAUAUGCUCCUGAUAGGGUUCCACUCCUGAGGAAUUUUGUUCACCCACCGACCUAUGUGGUUGGAGACCCUGUUUAUGGAUCCAAAACUGAUGCUUGGACUAUCAGGAUUAAUGAGAAGGUCCUGAACUCCUCAUUGCAAAUUCCAAGUCAGUUUCCUGCAAUGCUUCAUUCUGUGCUUUGUGGCUGCAUGCGCAUAUUGACAUUUUUAUCUGAUAUUUCAUUUUCACAAGCUUAG